This is a messenger RNA of Talaromyces marneffei, 981 nucleotides long. RefSeq lists its product as uncharacterized. The transcript has 3 exons. Gene Ontology annotation, cellular component: cytosol. Lineage: Eukaryota; Fungi; Ascomycota; Eurotiomycetes; Eurotiales; Trichocomaceae. Bases 1 to 981 code for a protein of 326 amino acids. Gene Ontology annotation, molecular function: aldose reductase (NADPH) activity. The record is from RefSeq and is a predicted model, not a curated record.
AUGGCUAAGACUACAGUGACACUUGCCUCCGGCCGUGAAAUGCCUCUAGUAGGCUUCGGGCUAUGGAAAGUUCCCAAGGCCACAGCUGCUGAUACUGUGUACAACGCUAUCAAAGCUGGUUACCGCCUCUUCGAUGGCGCCUACGACUAUCAAAACGAAAAGGAAGCUGGAGAAGGCAUUCGUCGUGCCAUUUCCGAAGGCCUUGUCACCCGUGAAGAAAUUUUUAUUACCACAAAACUAUGGAAUAACUACCAUCGUCGUGAACAUGCCCUGGACAUGGCCAAGAAGCAGAAUGAAGCCUGGGGUCUUGGAUACAUUGAUCUGUUCCUCAUCCACUUUCCCUGCGCGUUGAAGUACAUCGAUCCUGAAGUCCGCCGUUACCCUGCAUGGUGGAUGGACGACAAUGGAACAGUAGAGCAGGACCGUGUUCCUAUUCGAGAGACCUGGGAGGCUCUCGAGAAUCUUGUCGAAAGUGGCAUUGCACACAGUAUCGGUGUUUCCAAUUUCCAGACACAGUCCCUAUACGACAUCCAGACGUACAAUCGUCAUCCUAUAUCUUCUCUGCAGAUUGAGCAUCACCCUUACCUCGUACAGCCGGAUUUGAUCAAAAUGGCUCAGGGAGCCAGCAUUGUUGUAACGGCUUAUUCUUCUUUCGGCCCUCAAUCUUUCUUAGAAUUGCCUCCAGCCUUCUCUAAGAAAGCUAAGGAUAUUCCUCUUCUUUUUGAUGCGGAACCCGUCAAAGCUCUCUCGGCGAAAUAUAAUGUCACUCCUGCUCAGGUUCUGUUGCGAUGGGCUACUCAACGUAACAUUGCUGUUAUUCCAAAAUCAAACAAUCCCUCUCGCCUCAGUCAGAACUUGAACGUUCUCGGUUUUGAUCUGGAGGAAUCUGAGAUUGAGUCCAUCUCGAAUCUCAAUAGGGGUCUCCGUUUCAAUGACCCUGGGUUUUAUCUUCCCAAUCAUCCUCUCCGUAUCUUUAGUUAA